Messenger RNA from Rhizophagus irregularis DAOM 181602=DAOM 197198, 670 nucleotides. Lineage: Eukaryota; Fungi; Glomeromycota; Glomeromycetes; Glomerales; Glomeraceae. The record is from RefSeq and is a predicted model, not a curated record.
CUCACUACAUAUUUAUACAAUUUAUCAUUCCCAUCUGUAUCUAAGUUGAUCAAUCCUAACGUAAGAAUAAACCUCAUCUUCGGAAGGUUCGAUCUCAGUCCUUUUAAUAUAAAUAGGUUUCUCUUCCUUAAAAUUUUCAUUCGUUAUACGAGUAUCAUUUGAUGAAGAAGGAACAUUACAACUUGAUGAUGGAUUGGUAGAAUUGAUAUCAGGAAAAUUAUCAUUUCUUGCUUCAAUAACUUGACCAUAAGGUACUUCAUCAUUUAAUCUUCUAUUCUCAGUAUCUCUAAUAAUUAACCUUUCCAAACUAUCACCUAAUCCCGACCAAAUAAGAUCAACAUGUUCAUCAGAUAUACCAGUACAAUGUCUUAUAUCAAUAAAUUUUAAUUUUGCUUCACAAUUAUUAAGAAAAUCUUUAAGAGCAUUAAUUGAAAAAGUCCAACGAGCCAAAAUUUGUAAUUUCUUUAAAUUUGAAGGUAAACUUUUUCCCAAUAAAGGUAAGAUUAAUUCAACAUCAAUAGGAACGUAACCCCAAUUACUUAAAGUUAAUUUUUCUAAAUUACUUAAACCAUAAAAAGGAAGAGAUUGUAAAGUAAUAUAAUGAGUUUGAUCAAAUUUUAAAGAUAAUUCAACUAAAUUUGGUUGAAAUUUAUUAAUUAAAUUUAAUACU